AUGUCUGACACAGUCCUCCGUAAACUAUGGAUGGAUAAACUGAGCCCACAAACGUCACAAAUAUUAGUGUCACUCCCGGACGAUUUGGACCUACAGCGAUUGGCAGAAAUCGCGGACAAAAUAUAUGAGAAUAAACCUCCGGGAACUGCUUCUGCGACACCACUACAACCUAUUGUCUCUUCAGUCCGUGACUCACAAGAGUUAUCGAAAAUUAAAGAUUGUAUAGCCGAGCUUACCUCACAGUUACAAGCUCUACAAACCGCUAUGCAUCAGCAAAAUCGCACACCAAACAAUUUCACUAGACGACCACGUCUAUCACAUCAUACUAGGCGAAGAUCACGUUCCACAUCCAGAGGCAGGCCUAUAUUUAAUACCUGUUGGUAUCAUUUUAAAUACGGAAACAAGCGCAGCAUUGUACGAAACCGUGUAUUCACGAUAGCCCAAGUUCGAACCCCAAUCCUAGGAGCGGAUUUCCUCGCCCACUUUAACUUGUCCGUUAAUAUGUAUUCCCUUUCUUUGGAUGAUAAAACGACCAACAUUACAAGGAAAGGAAUUACAUCUAUUUAUACGAGCACAUGUAUCAACGCAACUCUACCUGAAGCCAACGGAAUGCAGGAUCUGUUACAAAAAUAUUCUCAAAUUACAACACCAUUCCGGUAUACAGAAACCGUUCGUCACAAUGCUGAGCACCACAUUGAUACUACGGGCCCACCCACGCAUUCAUCUCCACGGCGAUUGAGGCCUGAUAAAUAUAAACUGGCGAAAGCCGAGUUUUAG
Molecule: messenger RNA, 777 nt
Organism: Acanthosepion pharaonis
Lineage: Eukaryota; Metazoa; Mollusca; Cephalopoda; Sepiida; Sepiidae
Source: the annotation of a GenBank genome assembly